Molecule: messenger RNA, 3171 nt
Organism: Plasmodium vinckei vinckei
Lineage: Eukaryota; Apicomplexa; Aconoidasida; Haemosporida; Plasmodiidae
Product: conserved Plasmodium protein, unknown function
Exons: 2
Coding region: 1-3171 (1056 amino acids)
Source: RefSeq, a predicted model, not a curated record
AUGGAUAAGUACGAAAACACCAACGAUAUUUCGAACUUCUUAAUAGGACAAGAAUUAAUAAUUGAUAAAUUAUUAUUUGAAAAAAAAUAUCUAACUAACAAAAGAAAAAGUAAAAUAAAAGGUACUAAUAAACUUAGUUAUUAUUUGAAUGAUAAAUUCAAUACUUUCUUGGGAUAUGACAACUUUAUAAAUACUAUAUAUAAAAAGGAAAAGAAAUUUAAAUGUAAUAUAUCUGAACGGAAAAAAGGAAAAAGAGAGAAAAAAAUAAAAACCGAAACGAUUAAUUCAAAUGAUUCAUCAUCUGAAUAUAAGAGUAAGAACAGUAACCCUAGUAGUUUAAAAUUAAAAAAUAAAAGAUGUGCCAAUACAAGUAGUAUUGAUGCGCCUAUUAAAAAGAGGCGUGAAGGGAGUCCUGAAAGGAAUAAUGUGGAAAAAAAUGAGAUCACGAUCGAGUCAAAAGAACAGUCAUUACAUGAUGAUAACGAAAAUAAAUACUUAAACACAUGCAAAGAAAUGAAAAAUGACAAUAAAUUAUUGAACAACAUAAAUAGUGAUAUAAUAAAAAAGGAAACAGAAGCAUGCAAUUUUUUGUAUACUACACAAUUAUUAAAUAAUAAUAUGAACAACUUUUCAGAUGCAGUAGAAUCAAAUAAUUGUACAAGUUCUUCAUGGCAUUCUGACACAAGUGAAAUAUCAAAUGUAUCACCAGAUAUGGUAUGCUUUGAAAAACAGUUUAAAUAUAUUUAUGAUAUGUACAAGAAGAAUGAUAAAAAUGUAUAUUUAUUUUAUAAUCCACCUGUGUGUAAAUGUACUAAUAAAUUUUUAAAGGAACGAUAUUUUCAAAAUUUAUAUAUACAAUAUCCUUGCCUUUUCAAUUGUUCCUUCAACGAUGAUAUACAAAUUGAAAAAGGUGAUAACAUAAAGAAAGAAGAAGAUAUAAAACAUGAACAAGUUGGCAAUACUGACGGGAAAAAUAAUUGUACUACGAGUAAAGAAAUUAAAGAAGAAGGUAUAAAUAUGAAAAAGGAUGAAAUAAAUAAUCAUAUUAUAAAUGAAGAACAAAAUAACAAAAUUAACAACAUGAACAAAAUAUCCAUUGGAGAAGUAUCAUCUUAUGCAGUUGAGUUAAAACUUUAUGCAAAAGCAUUUUUUGAAUUAUAUUUUUUUGAGAAAUGUUAUGAUAAAAUAAAAAAUGAUUGUGUACACACAUGGGGAAGAAAAGUAAAUAGUGAUAAUUAUAGUAGUGCUCAAAAUGAAGUGGGUCAAAGUGAAUGCAUGACGAAUGAACCUAUUACUUCUUUAACUAAGGAAGAUGAGGAUAUGUUGAAAACAUAUUUUUAUAAAUGUUUAUAUAAAAUUAUAACAAAUAAAUCGAACACAUGUAAUAAUAAUUCAUGUUGUGGAUUAUUAUAUGUGCCAUAUAGUUAUAUUAUAGUUAUUUUAAAUAGAAAAGUUGAAAAUUUGACUUAUGUAUGUACAAAUUUAAAACUUCCUUCAAAUACAGAUAUAUAUUAUAAUAAUAAAAAAAAUGUUAUAACUAUAUGUACAAAAAAUUUAGAGCAUGAGUUUUUUAUAUAUUAUUGUUUAAAGCAGGAUAAAUACAUUAAGAACAUAAUAAUUUAUGAUAUUUAUUAUGAUGGGUUUAUACCUUUUUUUAAACCCCUACUUAAUUUGAAAAGUAAGAAAAAUCAAGAAAACAUUAUUAACUAUAUUAAUUAUAAUAAGAAUGUUAAUUUAUCAAUAGUUUUUUUUUUGACACAAUCGAGAGAAAAAGAAAGUAAGAAUAAAACAUCAAACGAAAAUGACAAUACAAAAUGUGAAACAAUUCGAAAUAUUUGUUCUGAUAAAGAAGAGGAAGUUAAUAAUGAAAAAAAUAUUGUUAGUGAUAAUGUGAAUGAUACUUUGAAUGGACUAAGGCCAAAUGGGCCAAGCGAAAAAGAAAUAGAAGAAGCAAAAAACAUGAAUCUUCAAAUAUGUAGAAUUGUGAAUAUAAACCAUAGGAUUGGGUUCAAGCUUGGUACUAAUACACAUGCCAAUAGUAGUAGUAGCACUAAUCGAAUGAAUGUUAAUAAAAGAAAUUCCCAUUUAACUAGCCAAAGAGAUGAAAAUAAUAUUGAGAAUUAUUUUUCGAAUAUAUGUAAUGGAAGUGAAGUUAUUAAUAAUAUGAAUAUAAAUAUGGUUGUCGAUAAGAUUUUAAAAAUUGUUAAUAAAAAAGAUAGUAUGUGUAAUGAUAAAUGUAUAUAUCAUAAUUAUAAUAAAAAUAAUAUGAAAAAUAAACAAGUUCAAAUAUAUUUAUGUGAAGCAAUAAAUUCAUUCGCUUUUGAUCGACGCCCAUUGUGUAUUAAAAAAAGAGAUAUAACUUUAUCAACUUAUGCUAAUUUUUAUAAAAUUAUUAACAAUUAUAAUAUUAAUAAAAAUCAAAAUAAAUUACAUGACAUAAUUAAAAAUCAUUUGGAUCAAGAUGUUUUUAAAAAAGGAGUUAUGAAAAACCAUAUUUUAUUAAAUUGUGGUUAUUCAAGUAAAGGGAAAGAUAAUAAAACUUGUCAGAUUGAAGAAGCUCAAACAAAUGAAUUUCCCGAGGGUAUCAAAACAGGAACAGAAUGUUUGAGCAAUGAUGACAAAGAUACAUCCAUUAAAAAUAAUAUAAAUGAACAAAACGAAUCACAGAUAUAUACAGAGAAUAAUUCUAAUAUAGCUUUAAAAAGUGAAAGAAAAAAUAUAUGUUCUACAUCCGAUGAUGAAAAAAUAAAAACAAAAGAAACAGAUAAUAUAUUUAAUGAAAUGUUUUUUAUUUUUAAUGAUAACUCUGAUCUAUAUACUUAUGAAGAAUGCAAACAAAGUAGAAUAGAUAGUAUAAAUAAAGUAAAUGAAAACAAUAUAAAAAAAAAUCGUACUUAUAAUCGUAAUGCAUUAUGGGAUAUGCUAUCAACAAGAUAUUUACAAGCUCUAUUUAAUAUUUAUGUAUGUUCAUAUUUAAUAGAACAAAACAAUUAUAAUAUAAAUCGUAUGGAAAAAAAGAAAAAAAAAAAGUUAAAAAGUAUACCUUAUGAAUACAAAGAAAAUAUUAUUAAAAAUUAUUAUUACUACCUGUUUAAAUUGUAUAAAAAUAAAUUCAAUGUAAUUUUAGAAGAAUCUGAAGAAGAUAUGAUACAUAAAAGUGUUUGGAAAUAA